Molecule: messenger RNA, 4342 nt
Organism: Vitis vinifera (wine grape)
Lineage: Eukaryota; Viridiplantae; Streptophyta; Magnoliopsida; Vitales; Vitaceae
Exons: 2
Coding region: 3484-4035 (183 amino acids)
Source: RefSeq, a predicted model, not a curated record
UGGUAGGCCAGCCCAGCCCAGCCCACUAUCGCGUGACCGAGAUCACGUUUGCUGGCAGGAGCUCUCUUUGCUCGAAGGCAUUUGAUCAUUCCUUCUCCAAACACUGCUCUCGGUCGAUCUCUGAGUUCAAGCCUUCAAGUACCUCUCCAUGGAGAGGAGGCUUCUCAAAUGGAAAUGACCUGGGAGCAGGUAUGAGAGAUAUACCGGGAUCCAUCCUUCUGACAGGAGCCUCCUAUUUCAUGGCAUUUAGUUGCGGGUGGGCCACAGUGGGGUUGCAUCAUUCUUGAUUGUAGGAAGUUAUUUCUUGGCUGUUGAUCAGCUUGUUAGAUGUUGGCCGAGUUGUUAAUUUUUUAGCACAGAACAGUGUACUAGCCCAUCAGCUUGGUACUGGAUGCUUGAGGAAUUGUCCAGUCCAUUUCUACAUGGGAAGAUAACUUCCAGUCUGCUAUAUACAACAGUAGAAUUCUUAAUGAGGUGGUUAAGUAGUAGGCAAGGAGGUGCUUUAUGGAUGAGAAAGUGAUUUGGGAAAUUAAGGAUCCUGUUGGGAACUAAGUUCUGAGUACAAUUAGUUUCAUUAUGGUACUUUGUAGGUGUUGUUAGUGCAUAUUUUGCUGAUAUCAUGAUCAUGCUCUCUUCUUAUUAUUUGAUCAAUGUAGGGGCUUUGAUGGUAUUUACUUAUUUAUUUUUGGACUGUUAAACCUCGUACACUGAUAACAACAUGCUAAUGAAUAUAUCCUGGCCACUAUUAUUCUUUCGUUUUCCAUCCUUUCUUUUAGUGUCUUAUUUACAUAAGAAUAAACAGACAUCACUAAAUGAUAGGUAUCUACUGCCCCUGAAGUGCAUCAAGUAACAGGUUCUGCAACUUCAUCACAACUUAAGAACUUCACAUGAUGUCAGCAUCUGCAAGAGACUCGUACACGAAUAUCAUCAAUGGUAGCAGGACUGCCUGUAAUUGCCACAGAUAUUUUGUUUCCAGCACUAGGUGCCAUAUAUGGUGUUGCCUGUGAUUCAGUGACAUCCUUAUUCCAAGCCAUGCUUGACCAUCUUGAGUCAUGCAUCUUGCAAAUCCAUGAGCAGAAUUCUGGUGUGCUUGGCGUGGAUGCUGCUAUGGACAAUGAUGCAUCUCCUUACAUAAAGAGUUGCAAAAGUGCAUUGUUCUCCUCCUUAGUGAAUUCUGGUCUAGGCUGUUGCCUUCUAAAACAAAUACUAUUUCUGCAGGGAUGGAAACCAUAUGCACUUGGCUUGUUAGGACAAUGGCCUCACAGGUUCUGAUAUUCUCUAUCAGGCAUGCCUCUCUUGUAAGACCUCUUUUAGAAUCAGGAAAGCUGAGGAUGGCUAGGGAGCAUUUUGGUGCGCCAUAUCAGGCCCUGUGGGCAUUUUGGCCUGUCAUUUUCUUGGAAACAUCUCAACUGGGGGCAUCUCCUCUUCUUCAGGAUCUGCCUCCAAGAGCAUACUUCACCUUCUUUAGUCCCAAGGGCCAGAUGAGUUGCAGUUGCCCUUGCAAAGGAACAAACUUACAUCACUACAGUAUUCAUUGUGGUUGGAUUCUCAAGGGGAGGAUCAAAUCUGGAGAGGUAUCAAGGCUACUCUGGUUGAUAUGCUGCAAAGAUUAAAACAAGAUGAGAUGAGGAUCUCAGCCCUGUGUAUCCUUUUAUGCUUUGGUUGGGAUUAUCUUUGACAGAAAAUGCUCCUCUGUCCCAAAAGCCUUGAUAUUCAGGGAAGCUCUUGCAAACUAGUGAUAUUCAAACCAGAGUCGGCUUCACCCUCACUUCUGCUUAUAGGAAGUUAUUGCAUGUGGGAUAAUUGAAAUUGUGUUGUAAUAGAACAUGUUAGUUCUACUGCCAACUUAAGGUACAUUCUUCACAAGAUUCUUCAAUUUUUUUCUUUUGUUUGAUUUAUUUAGUGUCUCUUUUAUGGGUGCAUUAAAUCUUUUAUUAUUUUGUUUGGAAUGUUAGGUCCAUACUUCAAAUACUCGUAAUAGUGGAUACAAUGGGGGUCAAUGCUGAUAAACUCUGCUGGAUUGUGGAAGCUGGUUCACUUGUAUUUCCUUAUCUUACAAUUCAUUAUGAUUUUUGUUUUGUUUCUGUUGUUUCUUCUGCUUUUGCACCAUCUUAACUACAGUGAUAAUGACUGAAUUUACUUUUUGUGCAUAAAAGGGAUUUACACUUGACAUCCAACACCUUAUUCCAUGUACUUUUGCUUGUAAGCUCUAAAUAAAUGGUAUAAGUUCUGGAACAGUACUCUGAGUUUGCUGAAGAUCAUUGUGGAAUGUCUAAACCUUUAACCGGUAGAGAUUUAGCAAAUAUCCCUGCAUGUUUAUUGAAAAUAAAGGCCGGCAAUACUUCGAUCUCCUCUCUGGAUGGGUCUUGAAUUAUUGGAAUGAGGUUUGCUGAGUUUAGUGUCUUUUUACCAUUGGUUUCUUGAGCCUUCAUAAAGUAGAUUUAAAUAUUAAAAACAUAAGAAUUUGAUGGGGUGAUAAAGGAGGCGAUAAAUUAAAAUAUUUUGCUUUGACUUGCCUGCCAAGAAUAUAUAUAAUGGAUGUCAGCAUCGACAGCCAGGGCCAAAACUAUAGGAUUCAAUCAGGUGAUGGAAGCAAGUAUGGAGGUUUGUGCAGCCAUUCACACGGGCUAUGAUGUUGAUGUCUUUACUUCCUAUUGAAGGCACAAAAUUUAGAGAUACAAUUAUUGUUAACUCCCCUGUGUCUGUUCCUAUUUGAUUGAGAGCAAAACUCACCAUGAAAUACUUCUUGCAAUGAAGCAGAUAGUGAUGCGAUCGUGGAAAUAUUUUUUGUAAUCAAUGAAUUCAGACAUGUACAGCAGAUGAUAGAAUUAUGGUAAAAGGUGGGUGAUAUAUGUGAUCAUGGGGCAGAGGUUAAAUUUGGAUUGAGAGAAAUGAGUAGAUUGACAUUUCAAGUAAUGGUGUUUGCUUCUUAUUAUGGCUCUGGCUAAAUGCAUAAUUCAUGAUUUGCUGCAGUAGCUUACCCUCUUCCUGGUUCUUUUCAUGAAUUUGUUAUGAGUUUGUCCUGUUUCUCUUAACUUGAAAGGCAGAAGAAGACAAGGCCGGAAUAGUAGGCUACGUGCCCUUGAUGUCCUGCUACCCCAUAUUAUUCUAAUGCAUAUCUCUCAUUGCUGGUUUUUUUUUUAAUUGCUUGUUACUUUUGUCUCUGAAAUCCACCUCACACAGAUUGACAUCUUCCAUAUGCAGACAAAUCUCAGCAUUUUCACUAGAAAGAGCAUAUAUGUUUAUAGAUUGGCAUGUGAUGUUAGGUGGAUAUGGACUGCUAAUUUCAUAUGUAAUUGCAAUAGAAUCAAGGUCGUUUUCAGCAUCUUUAUGUCUUGUGGCUUGUUGUUCUCCUUUUUUCCAUCAUUAAAACAUAUCUACUUCCAUUCCUACUUCAUAUUUAUAUAUAUAUAUGCCUGCUUAGGAUCCUCCGCUACAGCGAAGAUAUCGGAGAGAGUUUAUUCCAAAGCCGUUUAGCGAAUAAUGGGGAAGAAAGUGAUGAGCCAAGCUUCACUUAAAAUACCCCACAAGAAUGACAAGAACAAACUCAACAGUUUGAUAAAGGUGUUGAGGCCUAAGGUCUACAUCACAGACUCCUCUAGUUUCAAGAAGCUCGUUCAAGAGUUAACUGGCAAUGGAACCUCUGUUGCACCUCCUCCUCCUCCUCCUCCACCUCCACCUUCAACUGUACAAAGAGCAGCCGAGAAAUUCCCGGUUGUAGGGGUUGAUGAAGACUUCGUUGUAGGGCCAGACAACAGCGUGGAAAACUCAGGUUAUUCAUCAUCAGAAGUAUGCAACCUGCAGCCAAGUUUUAUGGUAGAAUCAAGGCAAGUUGAGGCAUGCGAUGAGACCAUCCUGGACAUGACCGCAUUAGACGAUUUUCCGAUGAACCAAGAUGCAGGUGUGCUAGGGUUUCAGGACAUGGAGUCAUGGCUUUUACAGAUUGAUCCAUUCUCUCUGUGUGGUAAUGGUUAUGCUCAGAGUUUUGAGGAGGCGGCCUGCAUAUAUGACUACGAUUUAGCCGGGUUAAUAUGAAUACCAAUCAUUACAACUGUCCGCCAAACAUUAACUACUGAAUUUAACACCUAGUUUGGUACAUAGCCAAAUGAAGAUCCUAGAAGCAUUCCAUUUGUAUAAAAAAAGGAAAGGCAAAAAUGUUAUAUAUUUGAAUUACGUUCCCAUAUUUUGGGGGGUUUGUGUUCAUUAACGUCAUGGGCAUUAUUAUGUUGAUUCUUUAACCAUCUGGAUGUAUAUAGCACAUUUCCAUGUGUGUUUGGUUGUGGAUUAGAUAUCAUAGCCCUUUUGGGGAACCUUUCUCUCAUUCUGAGAGAUAUGAGAUGUG